Molecule: messenger RNA, 4089 nt
Organism: Cynara cardunculus var. scolymus (artichoke)
Lineage: Eukaryota; Viridiplantae; Streptophyta; Magnoliopsida; Asterales; Asteraceae
Product: probable protein phosphatase 2C 62
Exons: 11
Coding region: 90-3815 (1241 amino acids)
Source: RefSeq, a predicted model, not a curated record
UUUCUGAUCUCCAUCUUCUUCGUUCAAAUAUUCAAAACCCUAAAAUCACAUGAACAGAUCAUAUCAAAUUCUUCAAAUUACCGAUAACAAUGUCUAAUCAAUGCUCUAAUUUAUUUGAGUAUCGAUCUUUCUCUCUCUUUACUCCGUUCUACACACCCCUAAAACCCUACCCUACCAUUCUUCGUCCAAUUUUUCCAUUUCAUAAUAGUCUCAUACUAAACAGUAGGAGAUCAAGAAGCAGAACGUCAUAUGUUCCACUUGCUGCUCAAUCUUCGUCGGAUAUAGUUCUCAUUGCAACCACAGAACGCCAAGAUGGCAGUUUUGUAUUCCGUUUUGGGGAUGCUUGUGAGGUGGUGGAAGAAAUAGAGAGUCAGGCUGAACCUGAAAGUAAUGCUGUGACCAUAUUAGAUGGAGAUCAGGAGAGACAAGUUCUCACAGAGACUAUUGAAGGAGGAUAUGGAAAUGAUGGUGGGACACUUACUGAGGUAGAUGAUGGAAUUAGGAAUGCCGAUAUUGAUAGUGACUUUGCUGAAACGGAUACUAAAGUCAUUAGUGAUUUCAGAGAUUAUCAUGCUGAAUUGAGCGAGACAUUAUCAGAUAUUUCCGAGGAAGAAGUGCUUUCAUUGCAAUCUGAUGCUCAAAUGAAUAAUUCUCUUGAAGGUGUUGAGAGCACGCUCAAUAAUAAAACAGAAUGUGCUGCUCAGCUUGAUGGGGGUGAGAGUUUAAACCCAACUAUAUCUCUUCUUGAUAACAGUCCAAACAGAGACAAGAGUGCAGAUCCUGAGGGAUUCAUUUUAAAGGAUAGUGAUGAUGAAAUUGAGGAUCCAUCAGUUUCUGUUAAGCUUGAAAGUAUGCAAGUUUCACAUAUUGAAGUCAUGGAUGUUAAAAAAUCUCAUGCCAAGGAUGAGCUGCACAAGGUUAAAAGGGAAGAUACUAGCGAGAGUGAUACAAAAGAUGUAACGCCUCCUGCAACCAUGCGUAUUUCAGAUGUUGAACUGACAGAUGCUGCAAAGGAGGAUGCAGAGGAAGGGUUACAAGAUAUGAAAAUUAAUGAGGGCACUCUCAUAGAUGAGAUGCCACCAUCUAAUCUAGGAGGCGAACCAACUUUAGAUGAGGUAAGCCAGCUCCAAUUUGGACAUGUCGAGGUUGAGGCAAUCAUGAAAGUUUCAAGUACUAAAGCCAUGGAUGUUGAGGAUGAUCAAGCUAUGGAAGAUAAGUUGCAACAAAUGAGCACCAAUAAGAGGGAUGAGAUUGAUGUUGCAUAUGAGAUGCCUAUUUCCUACAUUGAAGAGGCAGAACCACUUCUAGAAGAGGAGGUAAGCCAGUCCCAACCAACCCCUGUGGAGCUCAAGCCUACCAUGCAAGUUUCAGAUAUUGAAAUUCAGGAUACUGUGAAUCUGGAUGAUGGAAAUUUACAAGUUAUUGAUGAAACUGAGGCUCCAUCAAUUUAUGAAGAUGUGGAGAAAUGGUCACAAGAUAUGAGCAUUAAUGAGGGCAAGCUCAUAGAUUGGAUGCCACCAUCUGAUCUAUUAGGAGCUGAAUCAACUUUAGAUGAGGUAAGCCAACUCCAAUCUGCCCCUGUCAAGCUUGAGGCAACCAUGGAAGUUUCAAGUACGAAAGGCAUAGAGGUUGAGGAUCGGUCUGUGGAAGAUGAGUUUCAACAAGGGAGCACCAAUAGCAAUGAUGAGAAUGAUGUUGCAUUUGCGAUGCCUGCAGAACCAGUUCUAGAAGAGGAGGUAAGCCAACUCCAAUCUGCCCCUGUCAAACUUGAGGCAACCAUGGAAGUUUCAAGUACGAAAGGCAUAGAGGUUGAGGAUCGGUCUGUGGAAGAUGAGUUUCAACAAGGGAGCACCAAUAACAAUGAUGAGAAUGAUGUUGCAUUUGCGAUGCCUGCAGAACCAAUUCUAGAAGAGGAGGUAAGCCAACUUCAAUAUGCCCCUGUCAAGCCUGAGGCAACCAUGGAAGUUUCAACUACUAAAGGCAUGGAUAUUGAGGAUCAUGCUGUGGAAGGUGAGUUGCAACAAGCGAGCACCAGUAAUAAUGAUGAGAAUGAUGUUGCAUAUGUGUCACCUGUAGAACCAAUUCUAGUAGAGGAAGUAAGCCAACUCCAAUCUGCCCCUGUAAUGCUUGAGGCAACCAUGGAAGUUUCAACUACUAAAGGCAUGGAUAUUGAGGAUCAGGCUGUGGAAGAUGAGUUGCAACAAGCGAGCACCAGUAACAAUGAUGAAAAUGAUGUUGCAUAUGGGUCGCCUGUAGAACCAAUUCUAGUAGAGGAGCAAUCUGCCCCUGUAAUGCUUGAGGCAACCAUGGAAGUUUCAGCUACUAAAGGCAUGGAUGUCGAGGAUCAGGCUGUGGAAGAUGAGUUGCAACAAGCGAGCACCAAUAACAAUGAUGAGAAUGAUGUUGCAUAUGUAUCACAAGCAGAACCAAUUCUAGAAGAGGAGGUAAGCCAACUACAAUAUGCUCCUGUCAAGCUUGAGGUAACCAUGGAAGUUUCAACUACUAAAGGCUUGGAUGUUGAGGAUCAAGCUGUGAAAGAUGACUUGCAACAAGGGAGCACCAAUAACAACGAUGAGAAUGAUGUUGGAUAUGUGAUGCCUGCAGAACAAAUUCUAGAAGAGAAGGUAAGCCAAAUCCAAUCAACCCCUCUUGAGAUCAAGCCUACAACGCAAGUUUCAGAUAUUGAAGUUCAAGAUACUAUAGGUCAGAAUCUAGAUGAUGGGAUUGUACAAGUCAUCGAUGAGGAUGCGAGUAAGAGUUGCAUCAAGAAUGUUGAGCGGUCAUCCUAUCAAUUAGAGACUCAACCAGUUCAAGAUGAGGGAGUAAAUCACAACAUGUUGGAACAAUGUGCUGAAACCGAUCCACUUGGAAGCUCAAUUCUGCUUAAACAAGGUACCUGUAGCUCACUACUGGAAGCAGAAAGAAUUGAGGACAUGGUAAGUAGCAGUGAACUUGUUGAAGCAUCAGAAGAUAGUGCAACAGUGUUAGCCACUGAAGCCAAAGUGAUAAGCAGGGAGGAGAUUUAUCUCACAGGCUAUUUCCUGUCUUCUGGUGCAGCUUUGUUGGAGCAUCCAUCUAAGGCAUUGACAGGUGGAGAUGAUGCCUAUUUUGUGGCUGGCAGCAAAUGGCUAGGGAUGGCUAAUGGAGUUAGUCAAUGGUCGUUUGAAGGCACUGAUCCAGGAAUUUAUGCCCAAGAGCUCAUGAGGACUUGUGAAGAGAUUGUCUUGGAUACCAGCAGAGCUCCAAUAAGUAACCCUGCUGAACUUCUUUGUAGAGGUGUCAAAGAAACAAAUAUGUCAGGUUCAUCAAGCGUUUUAAUUGCGAACUUUGAUGAUCAGGCUCUUCAUGUGGCUAAUAUUGGAGACACGGGAUUUUUAAUUAUAAGACAUGGUGCUAUUUAUAAGAAGUCUUCUCCAUUGCUUCACGAGUUCCACUUUUCAUUGCAAGUUGAUGAAUGUGAUGAUCCCUUGCAACUUGUGGAGGAACACACAAUUGAACUAGAUGAGGGUGACAUAAUUGUAUCUGCCACGGAUGGACUAUUUGACAAUCUAUAUGAGCGAGAAAUAGCUAUGAUCGUCUCAAAGUCAUUGCAAGCUGGGAUGAAACCUGAGGAAAUUGCUAAUGCAUUGGCGACAAGAGCACAAGAAGUUGGGAGGUCUGCAUUUGUAAGAAGUCCAUUCUCGGAUGCUGCUCAGGCAGCUGGAUACACAGGAUGUGCAGGUGGCAAGCCUGACAAUGUUGCAGUGAUCAUAUCUUUGGUGGAAAAGAGAUCCAACCUUCUUGCACCAUCAGAUUCUCUUAUUUCUACUUCGUAAAUACAGUUAAUAAGACAAUAAAAGGAUGUGCAGAAGAGGAGCCUAUGACCACACUCAUGGUAAUUCACAAGUCCAAUACCUUUUGUUGUUUUUCAUUCACUAUCAUUUUUGGUGGGGAAGAUUUCAUGCCAAAAAUUUGAACACCCAUGAUGAGGUUACUUGUGUAUAUAUCACAUGAUCAACAACACUGGUUAUCGGUAGCAACUUGGCGAUUGCAUGUUUAUACUCCGUAAAUGAAAGAACUUUUAAGUGGUUUUAAAUAAAAUGGCGACAU